Molecule: messenger RNA, 1071 nt
Organism: Fusarium pseudograminearum CS3096
Lineage: Eukaryota; Fungi; Ascomycota; Sordariomycetes; Hypocreales; Nectriaceae
Exons: 9
Coding region: 1-1071 (356 amino acids)
Molecular function (GO): methyltransferase activity
Source: RefSeq, a predicted model, not a curated record
AUGUCCCAAAUCGCUGAGCCGACUAGCCAAGAUAGGGGCAUGACUCGAAUAGAAGCAGGUCAACCCGCUACUAUCUUGGAGCCUAGCCACUGGGUACAGAAGGGAGAGGCCACCGAUGCAAACAGCGACGAUCUUGACACAGCUAUCGACUCUGACGGUGAUUCAACUUCAGCAUCUAUUACCUCCAGUAUCCUUCAGUACAGAACUAUCCAUGGGCGCACUUAUCACAGUGAGCAAGGGAAUGCUCAGUAUUGGGGGUCGAACGACGAGCAACAGAAAGAUUUGAUGGACCUCACCCAUCACAUCCUCACCCUUGGGUUAGGUGAUAAGCUUCAUCUGGCUCCUCUGAUUCAAGAUGAUGUGAAACAAGUGAUAGAUAUUGGAACUGGAACAGGUAUCUGGGCUAUUGAUUUUGCCGAUCAGUAUCCAAACGCCGAAAUUAUUGGAACUGAUCUUUCUCCAAUCCAGCCUUCAUGGAUCCCGCCCAACCUUCAGUUUAUAAUUGAGGACUGCACUCGCGAAUGGACGUUCAAGUCUAGCUUUGCCGAUUACAUACAUUCUAGAUGGUUGAUGGGUAGUAUCGGGAACUGGGACUUCUUCUUCUCUGAGGCUUUCAGGGUAUGCAAGCCUGGGGGGUGGGUUGAGAGUCACGAAGCUGCAUCUACUAUCAGCAGUGAUGACAAUACAGUCGACCCUAAUUCGGCUAUGGGACACUGGGGCAAGUUCUUUAUUGAAGGUUCUAAAAAGAUCGGAACAAGUUUCACAGUCGUCGAGGACGGCACUCAGAGAAAGGCCAUGGAAAAAGCAGGAUUCAUCAACAUUCAAGAAUUUGACUUCAGGAAUCCAAUUGGUAGUUGGCCAGAUGAUCCCGUUGAAAAGCAGAUGGGAUCUUAUACUAAGCACGGUCUUGACACUGAUAGCGAGGGCUUCGUUCUAUUCAUGGCACAUACCCUCGGUUGGAGUAGGGAGGAUAUUCUUGCCUACGUUACGCAAUUCAGACGCGAAAUACGAUCUGGCAAACAUCAUGGAUAUUUUGCGCAAAAGGUUGUUUGGGGGCAGAAGCCUAAGUGA